Molecule: messenger RNA, 2253 nt
Organism: Effrenium voratum
Lineage: Eukaryota; Dinophyceae; Suessiales; Symbiodiniaceae
Source: the annotation of a GenBank genome assembly
AUGAAGUGGACGAAGCCCACCAGGAUUCAGGUGGAAGCGAUACCAUGGGCGUUGCAGGGUCGAGACAUCAUCGGGCUGGCUGAGACGGGGAGCGGUAAGACGGGUGCAUUCGCUCUGCCGAUUGUGCAGCGCCUCCUGGAUGACCCGCAGCGCUUCUACGCCGUUUGCCUUGCACCCACAAGAGAGCUCUGCGUGCAAAUUGGCGAGCAGUUCGAGGCGAUUGGCAGCACUAUCAAGCUGCAGACUGCCACAGUGGUGGGGGGUCUUGCCAUGGUGGAUCAGGCCAUGGCACUUGCGAAGCGACCGCACGUGGUGAUAGCGACGCCCGGGCGACUGGUGGAUCAUUUGGAAAACACUAAGGGCUUUCACCUGAAGACAGUCAAGUACUUGGUCAUGGACGAGGCGGAUCGCCUGCUUUCCAUGGACUUUGAUGAAGCCUUGGACAAAAUCCUGGAGGAUGCAGCCCAGUUGCCAGAGAUCUACUUGCACGUGCCCAAAGACUCCCUGUUGAAGCUUUCACUGGGAGCUGGCGAGGUUGCGCCUUGCCUUGCGGCAGUGCACGCCAGCCGGCGUGCCCGCAUCCGCCGGGCAGGCGUGUCUUUGUGGGAGCUGCCUACUCUGCCUCUGCCUACCCUGGUCCCUGCACCGGACUUUGAAGAAGCGCCAGGGCAAUUGCACCAGGCAUAUGGCCCUGUGGGGCUGCAGAGCCUGAAACUAGAUGGGGAGCUGCUGGCAUUCUUAGAGAAUGCAUGUGCAGGAGAUCCGGAACGUUUAUCCUCCAUGGGGUUUUGCCAGUGCGUAGACCAUGCCGCGCUGCCAGAGCAUCACUACAUGGAAGGCUACUUCCACACCCUGGGCAGUUCUGCGGUGGUUUCUGCCAACCCCCGCACGGGUGGCAGCAUGCCGAAGCCAGCGGCGAACCUGCAGCUCAGAGCCUUUGCCCAGAGCCUGCGCGCGGCCAAUGCAGAGGUGCUGUGCAAGCUUGCCGCAGACUGCCCCGAGGGCUCACUGCUGCAGAAGGCCUUGAGAGAAGGACGAGCUUUUGCCGAUCUGGCGGUGCAAAUCCAUUGGGGCCAGGCGGUGAGGUCGGCGGAUGUGCAGUGGCACAUUGACGCGCCCAACUCGGCGCUCCACAUGGCGGUCUCGGUGCAUGGGGGCCGCACUCUGAAGAUGAAGCUGAGGGAUCCCUUCGCACUCGACACAAAGAUUGUCGACGAACGGCAAGAGCCCGGGGACGUCUACAUCGGGAACCCUGCAGCCUUCGAGCACGGCCUCGAGUAUGACGAAGCCACCUGGGAGACGCGCAUGAUAGCGCUCCAACUUCGCCUUCUAUUCACAGAGGAAGAGCUUGGAUGUCCCAACGCGGCCAUCGGGAUGGACGCGCUAGCAAAGGGUGUGGCAAGCCAGAAGUUUCGCCUGCCCAGCAUGGAGGAAGUGCGCUCCAGGUGCAUGAGCCUGAAAGGUGCCGGCCCGUUGCUGAGGCGGAUGCCAGAUGGCUUUGAUGAAGCUGUCAACUUCGGCAACUGCGAUAUAGCCAAGGAGAUGUCCCUCCGGGCUGAGGCGGUGGAUGCCGAGGCUUUGGCUCAUCUGGCGAGCGGUGAAUAUGGUGGUUUGACUUGCCUCAUGAACAUCGUGGGCCCAAAGUUGGCAGCGCAAAUGCACAUGGAGGCAAAGAUCCUCGGAGAAACUUUGAAGCCUUCGAAGUAUUGGAGCAGUUGGCAAGAAGGCCGGGGGGAUGCUUACCGGCUCAUCAACAAGCCGAACUGUGAGCUGAUGGGCUAUUGCGGUUUGGCUUGCGGCAUCGAGCUGCUGGAGGUGGUUUGCGCGCGACUGGGGCUGCAGCCCACCUCGGAGCUGCAGCUGGCGCGCUUCGGGCCGGGGGAUGCCUACGAGGCGCACACGGAUUCCUCGGCGCUGGAGGAUUUGGACGAAGCGAUGCCGCUGGAGCAGCGCCGAAUGAUCGCGUCCAGGCGCAUCACCGCUAUUCUGUAUCUCAACAAUGACUGGGAUGCCUCCUUUGAAGGCGCCCUUCGGGCCAACGGGCGGGUUCCCGUGGAUGUGCCUCGAAGAGAAGUCUGCCAUGAGUGUUUGGAGCAUGGCCGAGAUAACGUCUUGCCAUACGGCGGCUCCUUGGUCCUCUUCCGCUCCAGGGACUUGGAGCAUGAAGUGCUGCCUCCGAAGAAGAACAGGUAUGCCAUGACCAUGUGGUCAGACUUGACACCGAAAUGUUGGGCCUCAGCCUUUGCGGCUUAG